CCGGCACCGGGCGGCUGGGUGUGGAAGAGCUGCGGCGAUGACGGCGACGCCGUCGAGGUGACGAGCAUCCAGGUCUCGCCCGACCCGCCGAAGCCGGGCCAGAACCUCACCGUCGUCGCGUCGGGCAUCGUCAAGAAGGAGAUCAAGGCUGGAACGUACGCCGACGUCGUCGUCAAGCUCGGCCUCAUCCGCCUGCUCACGCGGCGCUUCGACGUGUGCGAGGAGGCAAAGGAGAACAACGCCGAGCUGCAGUGCCCCGUGCAGGAGGGCACGUACACCAUCGAGCAGACGGUGCAGCUGCCGCGCGAGAUUCCGCCAGCAAAGUUCAACGUGCACGUCAACGGCGCCACGCAGGACGACGAGCCGCUGCUGUGUCUGGACCUCAGCGUG
Molecule: messenger RNA, 390 nt
Organism: Tilletiopsis washingtonensis
Lineage: Eukaryota; Fungi; Basidiomycota; Exobasidiomycetes; Entylomatales
Exons: 3
Biological process (GO): intracellular sterol transport
Molecular function (GO): sterol binding
Source: RefSeq, a predicted model, not a curated record